Megalobrama amblycephala (Wuchang bream) is the source of this 1551-nucleotide messenger RNA. Its product is annotated as putative defense protein. The record is from RefSeq and is a predicted model, not a curated record. NCBI's taxonomy places the organism in Eukaryota, Metazoa, Chordata, Actinopteri, Cypriniformes, Xenocyprididae. The transcript has 5 exons. Bases 158 to 895 code for a protein of 245 amino acids. Gene Ontology annotation, molecular function: oxidoreductase activity, acting on metal ions.
CUUUAUUGUUUUCCCAUAGCAAUAAAGUUGUUUUUCUGCCUGCUCAUUGUUUGCACUCCUGAUAUCAAGGACCUAUAAAUCCCUCUUCUUUCUGACACAAACCCGCUAAUGACAUUUUCUGGAAAGCAACACAACACUGCUGUUUGGUUUUGUGAAGAUGUAUAUACAGUUUCUCAUCCUGGUUUUUUGGCUGAAUCUUCACACUCUAACGGCAUACAGGAAUGGACAGGUGACUCAGGCAUGCAUGUCUAUGUCUCCUGAUCAUGGGUUUAAUGCCUCUACAUUAGAACCUCCAUAUACUGUCACCUCAGAUGCCUCUAACUACACAGAUGGUCAGGUGAUCACAGUGACACUACACGCAAAUGAGACUGGAUUCAAGGGCUUUCUUCUUCAGGCCAGGGAUGAGAAGGGUCCAGUAGGAACUUUCACAGUCAUGGGAAGCAAUACUCAAUUACUCACCUGUGAAACCAAUGACUCAGCUGUCAGUCAUACUUCAGAUGAUGACAAAUCAAAUAUUGUGGUUCAGUGGAAAGCUCCCAACAGUAACAACACAGAUAUUUGGUUCAGGGCAACAUUUGUGCAGAAUUUCUCUAUCUUCUGGGUUGGUGUUCAAAGUGAUCCUGUUAGAUUCCUGGCGACAAAUCCUCCAAAUGUGACAGUCUCCCCACCCAACGCGACAGUCUUCCCAACCAACGGGACAGUCUUCCCAACCAACGGGACAGUCUUCCCAACCAACGCAACAGUCUCCCCAACCAACGCGACAGUCUCCCCAACCAACGCGACAGUCUCCCCAACCAACACGACAGUCUCGACACCCAACAGAACAACUAACGAUAGUCCAUCCAUUUCUCUCACAUGGUGUCUUUUUUUUCUUCCUCUGCUGGCAAUUAUUUAAAAAACUGGACAAAAUCCUUAGUCACAGUUUAUUUUUUAUAUAUAGACUUUUAGUUUAAUAUUAAAACAGAUUUAUAUAUUUGUUGAAGUACAAUGGGGCUAAAAAAAAAGCAAUUUUUCUGAUUUCAAAAUAUAUUAAAUAAUAUUUCAAUAAUAUACUGAUAUUGUAAUAUAAAUGUAAAAAAUUCUUUUGAUCAGCAGUGUAAUAGACACAUUGUACCCUACUGUCAUAUUUAUAUUUACUGUAUAUAACGAAGCUUGUAUCAAAUGUUAAGAUUAUCUAGACUGUUAAUUGUCAGUGUCCCAGUAGUGGAACAUGGUGAACUUUUUGCUGUUUUGCCUUUUUAUUAGUUUUUAGUUUUGUCUUCUAGUUUAGUUUUGCCUUUUAGAUAUUUUAAUAAUGAUCAUAAAUUAGGUAUCAUUUGAAAGUGUAAACACUCAAAACUCAUCCCAUGAAAACCUCAUCCUAAUUUUGAAAUUAGACAUUGCAUUACCAUGAAAACAAGCUCAAAUUUUGUGUUAUUAACUUCAAAUUUGGAACACACCUUAGUUAGACAUAUGGCUUUGAUUUUCUACCAAUUUGAGAGUCCAAAUUAUUUUGUAAUAUAUAUAUUGCAUAAAAUAAAAGUACAGUAUAUUUGCUUUACAGUAAACUUU